Molecule: messenger RNA, 804 nt
Organism: Caenorhabditis remanei
Lineage: Eukaryota; Metazoa; Nematoda; Chromadorea; Rhabditida; Rhabditidae
Exons: 5
Coding region: 1-804 (267 amino acids)
Source: RefSeq, a predicted model, not a curated record
AUGCCACUCGAGAGAGCUUCUACUCCUCUCCCAACUCGUUCUAAAAUGGAUCGUCGCAUUGAGCGGCUCGAAAAAGCGAAAGCCUUCGUUGGCCAAAUCCUUGAUGAGAUCACCAACACUAAAGGAGCUUACAAGUUCAUCUCGUUCCUAAGCGUGACUUUCAUGAUUCUCUACAUGUUGAUUGUUGAGCCAGAGUCGUACCAAAUCAAGGCGUUGAAAAGUGAUGCCACUGGAAUGGUGUGCCUUGUGGAACUGGCUUUGGGAUCUACUUGUGUCUCCGCAGUCUAUGGAAUCGUCCAUCGCCGCGCGCUCUUCUUGGCACCACUCCUCUUCUUGCAAAACGUGGUUAUCAUCUACAGCUUCUCCUACUAUUGGUACCCAUAUAUUGCCUUCCAAGAUCGUUAUGCAGUGGAGUCGCUCAAGUACGCUGAAAAAAUCGGGGAAGCUAUUGUUAUCCAUGGCGUCUUGAUCUUCAAUGUCCUUCUCCGUUCCUCUCCAUUGCUCUUCAUGAUGUUUUUCAUGUUCCUCACUGUUAAGACCAUCUACUGCAUUAUGUUCAUCCAGCACGCCAAGAACCAAUACUACCUGCCUUCCUACAACGCCGCUGUCGGUAACAACAGCCAUGUCUGGUCCUCAAUCCGUCGCAAGAUCUCUGCUCGUCAACUUCUGGACAACUCGACCCAAACUCCCGGCAACCGCACCCUCCCGGACCCCGACUUGAUCUGCGAGAUGUCCGCCAAGUUCAGAAACGCUAAAUACCCUCACCCAAAUGAACAAACCCCAGAAGGACAGGAGAUGUGCUAA